Kickxella alabastrina is the source of this 349-nucleotide messenger RNA. RefSeq lists its product as uncharacterized. The transcript has a single exon. The record is from RefSeq and is a predicted model, not a curated record. The annotation marks the transcript as partial. Lineage: Eukaryota; Fungi; Kickxellomycota; Kickxellomycetes; Kickxellales; Kickxellaceae.
CUGAGGACACUGGCCCAACCCAACUUAAACAUAUUGAGGUUGCCGAACAGUGGGGAUUCAAUGCAACAACAGUGGGACAGGUGGAGGUGGCCAAGGACCCAUUUACAGGGACGCCGCUUUUCAUGGGUAUUCCCAUGCUCAGCAGCAGCCCCAUCCGGGGAAUCCUUGACGACAUGGAGAGUGUUCUCUAUGUCGUUAUGGACGCAGUGCGUCCAGCUGGUACUAAUAGGGAUGACGUUCAGGGCUUCAAAUUCCUGGACUCUCCAUCCCUCGCCAUCACAAGGUGGGGUUUGAUCCAAGGUGGUGGUAUCUUGCUGAAGGGCUUCAGUGUUGAUGGUAUUAGCCCUAG